AUGUCUCGGACGGUGGACGCUCGCACGAAAGCGCUGGUGGAGCCCGUCGCCCGCGAGAUCCGGGCCGCAACUUCCGAUCCCAAGGCUGAUGCAGUCGCAGAGCGUGAACAGGCGUCCUUCGACGCCAACGAGCUGGCAGUGUACAUGCAGGGGGGCCAGAGCGUUCUGGACCGCAAUGUCAAGGCCAUCCAGAUGCUCAAGCAGUUCCCCUGGGGCGACAAGUCCAAGCGCCCCUUCCUCACCCGCACCGAAGAGUAUGUGCAGGGCCUGGAGGCCUCCGUGACCAUCUGGAAGAUGGCCAACGAGGGCAAGAUCACCAAUGAGGAGGCCAUGGCCAUGCGCAAGCAGCUCAACUGGCCCGCAGGCCUAGAGCUCCACCUUGGGAUGUUCAUCCCGUCCCUGCUGGCGCACGGGACCAAGGAGCAACAGGAGGCGUGGCUCCCCCCCAGCCUGCGCCUGGAGAUGGUGGGCACCUACGCCCAGACGGAGCUGGGGCACGGCACCUUUGUGCGCGGGCUGGAGACGGUGGCGGUGUUUGACUCUGACUCCGACGAGUUUGUGGUGCAUUCCCCCACCCUCACCUCCACCAAGUGGUGGCCGGGGGGCCUGGGCAAGACGGCCACGCACGUCAUCCUCAUGGCGCGCCUGAUCUCGCGCGGCAAGGACCACGGCGUCCACUCCUUCGUGGUCCAGAUCCGGGACAUGGCCCGGCACACGCCGCUCCCGGGCGUGACGGUGGGCGAUAUCGGCCCCAAGAUGGGCUACAACGGUGUGGACAAUGGCUUCCUGCGCUUCGACCACCUUCGCAUCCCGCGCUCCGCGCUGCUGGCGCGCUUUGCCCGCCUGGAGCGUGAUGGCACCUACGUGCCCCCGCCCUCGGCCAACGCCAAGGCCAGCUACGCGACCAUGGUCUUCGUGCGCGCCGACAUCGUGAAGAACGCCGGCGACUUUCUGGGCCGCGCGGUGACCAUCGCCACGCGGUACACGGCGGUGCGCCGCCAGACGGCUCCCGGACCCGGCGCCCGCGAGCUGCAGGUGCUGGACUACGACAACGUGCAGCAGGUGCUGCUGCCGCUGCUGGCGCGCGCCUACGCGCUGUCCUUCAUGGGCCGCGCCAUGUUCGGGCAGUACAAGGCGUUCGACGCCGCGCGCGCGCGCGGCGACUUCUCCGCCCUCCCCGAGCUCCACGCGCUGUCCUCCGGCCUGAAGGCCGCCUGCACCGACGCGACCAGCGACGGCAUCGAGACCGCGCGCAGGACCUGCGGCGGGCACGGCUUCAGCCAGCUGUCGGCGCUGCCCACCCUCUUCACCUCCUACGUCCAGAACGCGACCUGGGAGGGUGACAACAACGUCAUGUACCUGCAGGCCGCGCGUUUCCUGGUGCGCGCGCUGAUCACCGCGCAGCGCGGCGGCCGCCUGGCGCCCUCCGCGUUGACGCGCGCGGCGCGCCACCUGGCGGUGCAGGCCGCCGCCGUGCUGAGGGCCGCCGCGGGCGGCGAGCUGGUUUUCGAGGGUGAGCCCUGGAACGGGACCAACGUCGACCUCAUCCGCCUGGCGAAAGCCCACUCCGCCCUCCUCCUCCACCGCAACUUCCUGGAGGCGGUGGAGGCGGCGGCGGGGGAGCUGAAGCCCGCCACGACGCGCGCGCUGCGCACGCUGUGCCAGCUCCACGGCGUCACCCUCCUGGUGGACGCCGCGGGGGACUUGCUCGAAGCUGGGUACAUCAACAGCACCCAGGCGGUGCAGCUGCGAGCGGCCAAGCGGGAGCUGGUGCGCGCCGUGCGCCCCGACGCGGUCGCCCUCACCGACGGCUUUGGGUACGAGGACUACCUCCUGUCGUCUGCUCUGGGAAGAAAGGACGGCGACGUGUACCAGGCCCUGCUGGAGGCCGCGCAGGGGUCCCCGCUGAACGACACCGCAGAGGGGCCGGCCUGGCACACCGUGCUCAAGGCCCAGCUGGCCCACAGCAAGCUUUGA
Messenger RNA from Auxenochlorella protothecoides, 1977 nucleotides. Its product is annotated as Putative peroxisomal acyl-coenzyme A oxidase 1.2. The record is from RefSeq and is a predicted model, not a curated record. Lineage: Eukaryota; Viridiplantae; Chlorophyta; Trebouxiophyceae; Chlorellales; Chlorellaceae. Gene Ontology annotation, molecular function: acyl-CoA oxidase activity; fatty acid binding; FAD binding. The transcript has 5 exons. Gene Ontology annotation, cellular component: peroxisome. Gene Ontology annotation, biological process: fatty acid beta-oxidation using acyl-CoA oxidase; lipid homeostasis. Bases 1 to 1977 code for a protein of 658 amino acids.